This is a messenger RNA of Betta splendens (Siamese fighting fish), 1932 nucleotides long. It is a transcript of the gene sst5, whose product is annotated as somatostatin 5. Lineage: Eukaryota; Metazoa; Chordata; Actinopteri; Anabantiformes; Osphronemidae. The transcript has 3 exons. Bases 1542 to 1847 code for a protein of 101 amino acids. Gene Ontology annotation, molecular function: hormone activity. The record is from RefSeq and is a predicted model, not a curated record. Gene Ontology annotation, cellular component: extracellular region. Gene Ontology annotation, biological process: regulation of cell migration.
GAACAUGUACAUUAUUUAGAUAAUCUCAUGACUAAUCUAAUGACAGACACUUUCAUAAAUCAGGGGGUUUCCCCUAGUCUUAAGUAAAGAAUAAGGAGAUAAGAGGCAGGUUCGUGUGUGGAUUUCAUAAUUAAGUGUCCCACAGGAGUUGAGGGCUGAACACUGUCCGUCUCCAUGGUAACGCAGCUGGAAGCCAACAGCGUGGUUCCGUUGGAACUGACAGGCGGGUUGGUGUAGGUGGUGUCGACUAGUGCCACCACCUUCCCUCAUGGCAAACACACUGAUGGAGACAUGCUGCGGGUGUGAGGGCUGUGGUGGUGCAUGUGUGUAAUAAGCAGAUAGAUGUUGGAAGUACUGGGAAGUACUUCAAGUGACUCUGCAUCCACAACACACACUUCCACUGAAGAAACAAAACCCUGCAAAGUCAGCAAACAUCUUCACAACAGCAGCAGAGCAAUGAGGCGAUGUCGAGUUAAAGGGAAGCUGUGGCUCAGUAGAACGUGAAUUAGAAGUUUGAAUGUGACGUGCCAAAGUUACAUUUUAGUAUAUAGUUAAUACAUCAAAAUGUAGCCUGAAGGACGCUUGGACACAUACUGCACCUUAGAGGUAGAAAGAAAUCCUUCAGCAAUAAAAAGAACUUAAUUAGGUCAUCUUCAUUUAAAUCACCACUUGCCCCAUUUAGAACAAAUUGUAAUGAAUAUUUUUGAUUAGAUGAUAUAAUUUGCCAAGUUGUAAUCAUGAAAAUAUUUUAAAUAUCACAUUGCCUACAGUGUAAGAAGCUGCACACAUUUUCGAUCCAACCCGUGAAACCAAACUGACUGGUGAUGGUGCGAUGGGGAAUAAAAAGCUUGAGAAGCGCUACAAACUCACCAGACAUAAUUUGUGUUAGCACGGAAGCACGGAACGGCAUUGAACACGCGCUUUGGCGCUUCAGUGUGAAACGUCGCCAGUUUUGAAACACACCUGAAGUCUGAUGCAAGUCAUUCAUCUCCUCCGCGUUUGCAGGGUCGCCUCCGACUCGGAGGAGCACCUGCAGAAUCUGUGUUUGAGUCAUCAUCUUGAGAUUCCAGGAGGAACUGCAGCCUAAUUAAGCACAGGAGGAGGCGGUUAAUUAAUCCUGACAAACUGCUGCGAUCAUGUUGGGAUCCUGCAGCUCCUCCUGUCCUCAGAAAAUGUUACUAAGUCAACGUUACCAAGUCAGUGCAGAGUCCUGUGGAGAAAGAGCAGCGGAAAAGGUCACAAGCUUUUCAAAAGAUGGGAUGUGAAAUUAACACCGUGUUCACAUAUAAAUGAACCUGAGCCUGGUUAGUGGUCAACACUGGGAUCCUGUCUUCAGCGUUAGCGUUGACCUUAUCGUCGCCCGUCCAGUGACGCAACCUUGACCGCUUGCCUCCUCCUCCACCUUGUUGGAUGAGGAUGAGGAGGAAGACGAAGGCGCCUGCUUAUCACCAACACAUCCGACGCCAACAGAAGCACAGUAUCUGACGGGGGGCUUCCAGGGGGCUUUUCAUCAGUGGCUCCAGGUGCGGGCUCUUGUGAAGAUGCUGCCGUCUCAGGUGCGGCUGCUGCUGCCUCUGUUUUGCUGGGCGCUGCUGGGGCAGGUGAGCUCAGCUCCACACACAGACCUGUGGCCACAGGCACUGGGAGCAGACGAGGCGAGGAACAAGGAUCUCGCUAACUUGCUCCUCGACAGCUUUGUGUCUGAGCUGGUGGCAGCGAGAGGAGACCGGACGCUCCCAGAGCUGGAGGAAAAGGAGGAGGUGAUGCGGCGACACCUUUCUUUCUCCCAGAGAGAGCGCAAGGCAGGCUGCCGCAACUUCUUCUGGAAGACCUUCACGGCGUGCUAGCAGAGCUGCAGUCGUUUGGUGGUUCACUCUGGGGUCAGUGAAUCCAUGUUUCUGAAGUGGAUGAAUGCAGCAUGACAAAUAAAAC